GGGAUCUAACACAACCUUGCUGGCAAAAGAUUUGCUACAUCCGUCUCCCGAGGAGGAGAAGAGGAAACACAAGAAGAAACGUUUGGUGCAAAGCCCUAACUCUUACUUCAUGGAUGUCAAAUGUCCCGGUUGCUACAAAAUCACUACAGUGUUCAGCCACGCACAGACUGUCGUGUUGUGUGUCGGGUGCUCCACUGUACUUUGCCAGCCUACUGGUGGAAAGGCCAGGCUAACAGAAGGCUGUUCCUUCAGAAGAAAGCAGCACUAAAAUGAAAGUUGGCGUCUCAGGAUGGGUGAGACUACCUGCACCGCUGGGCAUCGGGAAACUGGCAAAGGGAUAUUGAUUCACUUCCCUGAGAUCUGGUUGGCAGGAGGAAGGAAAUGUUGCUUGGUGGGGGGAGGCUGGUGGCGGAGGGGAGGUGUCAUCACUGUCCUGUAGCCUUACCCAUCUGGUUUAUGUAAACUUUUUUGGACCUUCUGCUGGUAUUGAGUUAUUUGUUAGAAUUGUCAAAUAAAAUGUUGUAACAUC
Messenger RNA from Rhincodon typus (whale shark), 529 nucleotides. Its product is annotated as 40S ribosomal protein S27-like. Gene Ontology annotation, molecular function: structural constituent of ribosome; RNA binding. The coding region runs from base 110 to 268 and encodes 52 amino acids. The transcript has 4 exons. Lineage: Eukaryota; Metazoa; Chordata; Chondrichthyes; Orectolobiformes; Rhincodontidae. Gene Ontology annotation, cellular component: cytosolic small ribosomal subunit; ribosome. The record is from RefSeq and is a predicted model, not a curated record. Gene Ontology annotation, biological process: translation; ribosomal small subunit assembly.